AUGGCUGGUUGCGAAGCGCUCCGGUCCUUGAGGCUUCUCUCGCGCACUUCAAGUGGUCUUUUGUCUGGACCCGAGAAUAUCACGCGACGAUGCCUUGUUCGAUCAAUGGCAACAGAGGCUCAAACCAAUGCCUCAUCUACUCCCAAUGUCACCCGCUCCUCGCCUGCUCCAUGGGACCUCCCUGUCUCGGUCAUGACCUACAACUUCCCUUCCAUGGAACCCGCCAGCUUAGUGGAAUACUCUCAAAAACAACUUCAGAUGCCUAUGCGUAAAGAUAUUCUCCACCGUGCAGUCGUAUACGAAGGUGACAUGACCCGCCAGGGUACCGCCAGCACCAAGUGGAGGGACGACGUGCACGGCAGCCACAGGAAACUCAUUACACAGAAGGGAUCUGGACGUGCUCGUGUGGGUGAUAAGCAGUCACCGAUCCGAAGAGGUGGUGGUGUUGCACACGGUCCUCACCCUCGUGAUUUCUCGACCGAACUUCCCGCCAAAGUCUACGACCAAGCCUGGCGCACAGCUCUCAGCUACCGGUUCUCGCGCGGAGAAUUAAUCGUUAUCGACAAUACGAUCUCUCUUCCCCAUGAUUCUACACCAUUUUUGCUGCAAAACAUUCUCCUGGCGAAUGGCUGGAGUGCCAGAAAGGGCCGUUCGACAUUCAUCACAGAGAAGGUGGAUGAGGAGUUGUUCGACAAGGUGUCAAAGUUGCACCGCUAUGCCACUAUUAUGGACCGCAGUGAUGUGGAUGUGAAGAAUCUGCUGGAGACCUCGCGGUUGAUUAUUGAGAAGACGGCGCUGGACCGGAUCCUGAAGGAGCACUCGCGGGAUCUGUUGAGUCGCCCGGCGAAGGCACUCUACGUUUGA
Molecule: messenger RNA, 864 nt
Organism: Penicillium pulvis
Lineage: Eukaryota; Fungi; Ascomycota; Eurotiomycetes; Eurotiales; Aspergillaceae
Product: mitochondrial 54S ribosomal protein uL4m
Exons: 2
Coding region: 1-864 (287 amino acids)
Biological process (GO): translation
Cellular component (GO): ribosome
Molecular function (GO): structural constituent of ribosome
Source: RefSeq, a predicted model, not a curated record